Spizellomyces punctatus DAOM BR117 is the source of this 1516-nucleotide messenger RNA. RefSeq lists its product as uncharacterized. NCBI's taxonomy places the organism in Eukaryota, Fungi, Chytridiomycota, Chytridiomycetes, Spizellomycetales, Spizellomycetaceae. The record is from RefSeq and is a predicted model, not a curated record. Gene Ontology annotation, biological process: mRNA cis splicing, via spliceosome. Gene Ontology annotation, cellular component: precatalytic spliceosome. The transcript has 5 exons. Bases 213 to 1316 code for a protein of 367 amino acids.
AGAGAAGGUAUCUCGUCCUUUCUUAAGCGACAUGUCCACGCAGCUCUUGGCUCCAAGUAGCUGAGGUGGCUCGUGAUUUGUGAUGUUUCUGCGAAUGUCCCUCCAGCACUUCUAAAAAUGCGUGCACCACUACCAGUCGACCACUGUUAACCAAUGGGCACGAAUGUUGGCACACUGCAACUAAGAUUGCAACCACGGAGUUAACGUGACUGAUGUGGGAAGUGACUGUGCGCAUUUUAUUGAAUGAAUCCAUUGCAACCUACAUCUUGGGGUGCCCACUGGUUAACGGUGUAGCGAGUGGUAAGCCAUUUCAUGAUCUCUCUGAACCCCUCCCCAUGGCUUCACUUUAUGGUGCACUUGAGCAAACAGACAAGGAAAAAGGCAUACAAAGCACUCCUGGACAACCUCCCGGAGGAAACAAGGUCGUAGUUCCAGCGGGCUGGGCAUCACAGGCGCGGUUUAUCCAACCAGUGACUGUGAAGCGAAAACCCCAGUCCAAUGGUCCACGCCCUCGAUCCAUGCUGAAAAAUGCUACCAAAUGGGCCAACGCAGCCGCUUCUCUGGCAGAAGAUUCAGUGGGUUCACCCCGCGAAGACAUUCCUGUCCAAGAGCCAGUGCUUCUGUUGAGAGGUAGCCCGGAGCAGAAGAAGAGACAAAGAGCACACAACCUGAAGCAAUCUGAAUCCCUGACAGAUAUAUACGACCCCGCAAGUCCAAAUGAGUUUUACGCCUUUAAGAAGGAAGCUAAACGACGGAAGGAUGUGGAAAGAGGGCGUAAUUCUUCCGGUUCACGGAAUGAUCCAAUAGCUCAAGAAACUGUCAAUUGGACAACGAGCUCACCGCCUAGUGAGACUAUAAAAAUGCUCCCAGAUAGAUCUGUUCAACUUCAGACACCGCUAGAUAUGUCUGGCGAAGAGGCAUACAUGAGGAGGGCUCGUUUGACUGGCGCUGGAACUGGUUUGAAUGGUCAGAAUGCACCAGUGAUAUCACCGGUCCAUCAGGAGCCGUCCAGGGUUGUACUCCUCAUCAACAUGGUGGGUCCGGGGGAGGCGGACGCAAGCUUGCAGCAGGAAACUGCUGAAGAAUGUAGCAGGUAUGGCAAAGUGGAGCGAUGUACAGUAUUUGAGGUCCCCUAUCAUGUUCCUGAGGAAGAAGCUGUGAGAAUUUUCGUAGAGUUUUCUGAUAUUGGAUCUGCAGUACGAGGUAUGCUGCGAUUUUCUGUCUGCCGGACAGAGGACAGUUUAUUAGUGCGUCGCGCGAUGCACGGAACCACCUUGACUGACCUUACUGCCAUUACAAAGCACAAUCAGACCUGAAUGGCAGAUUUUUUGGUGGCAGGGUGGUUAGCGCUUCUUUCUAUGAUGUGGAUCGAUUCUACGCCAAUCAGUAUGAUUAAUAGUGCAAAUGAUCAGACCACUGUUUUGUUUGUAUUUGGAUUGAACCGAUGCAUUUAAUGUACAGUACUGUCCAGUAUAAAUUAGGUUAAUGGUUCCAACCGCUUUUAUGUGCCAUCAAG